UGUCCUUAUCAUGUACGGGCGUUUACUUGUACGUCGUGUAUAUCGUUAAGAAAGUAUUCGACUUAGCUUUUAACAUGGCCGAAGCGAAGUCAGACGUAUGUUUUCAAGGGAAGACUGCCCUGGUAACUGGAGUAGGAAAAGGUAUUGGCCGAGCUAUCGCUGUCAGACUGGCGGCUCUUGGUGUGAAGGUUUAUGGAAUCUCGAGAACCCAAUCCGAUUUAGAUGAGUUACGUCAAGAAGUAGCUUCGAUCGGGACCCGAAUGGUGGACAUCGCAGACUGGGACGCUACCAGGAAGAUUGUGCAAGAUCUCGGCCCUAUCGACCUUCUCGUCAACAACGCGGGAAUCACAAACUGGACCGGUUUCUUGGAUGUAACAAAACAGGAGCUAGAUAAUAUGCACGACAUCAAUUUCAAAGCAGCAUUUAAUAUUUCUCAGGUCGUUGCCCAAGGCAUGGUUUCGAGGGGAACGGGUGGAUCGAUUGUGAAUAUUUCAAGCGUCGCAGGACAACGAGCGGUACCCAACCACACCUGCUACUGUACCGCUAAGGCCGCCCUGGACAUGCUGACCAUGACAUUGGCGUAUGAGUUGGGGCCACAUAAGAUCCGAGUAAAUAGUGUCAAUCCCACCAUCGUCUUGACUACCCUGGGGCGGAAAGGUUGGAGCGAUCCAGUCAAGAAAGCCAACGCAAUUAAAAAAAUACCAAUUGGUCGGCUAGCUGAGGAGGAGGACGUGGUUGAGGCGGCGGUGUUCCUUCUGAGCGACCGGGCGUCAAUGAUCAAUGGAGCGCUACUUCCGGUGGACGGCGGCAUGAUCAUCAGUUGUGUUUAGAGUUGAAGCACUGAAUUAUGUCACUGGAAUAUGGCUUAUACAAUUCAACAUGUUUUCACAUAUAUGCACUACAGGAAUGGUUUGACUCGAAUAACAUAAUUAUAUUUAUGGAAUAGAAAACAUGCUAUUGAUAACAUUUUCUGUGCCCGUAUUUUACUGUAAAACUUAAAAAAGUAUACUAGAUUGUAUUGUUAGUAACUCUUCGAACAUGUAUUUCUAAAUAUAACAAAUACUAGUACAA
Messenger RNA from Dreissena polymorpha, 1071 nucleotides. Its product is annotated as L-xylulose reductase-like. Bases 75 to 830 code for a protein of 251 amino acids. The transcript is spliced from 7 exons. The record is from RefSeq and is a predicted model, not a curated record. Gene Ontology annotation, molecular function: carbonyl reductase (NADPH) activity; L-xylulose reductase (NADPH) activity. Gene Ontology annotation, biological process: glucose metabolic process; xylulose metabolic process. NCBI's taxonomy places the organism in Eukaryota, Metazoa, Mollusca, Bivalvia, Myida, Dreissenidae.